Messenger RNA from Anoplopoma fimbria (sablefish), 789 nucleotides. RefSeq names its product ladybird homeobox 2 (gene lbx2). Lineage: Eukaryota; Metazoa; Chordata; Actinopteri; Perciformes; Anoplopomatidae. Gene Ontology annotation, molecular function: DNA binding; DNA-binding transcription factor activity, RNA polymerase II-specific. Bases 1 to 789 code for a protein of 262 amino acids. The record is from RefSeq and is a predicted model, not a curated record. Gene Ontology annotation, biological process: regulation of DNA-templated transcription. The transcript is spliced from 2 exons.
AUGACCUCCAGUAAAGACAUGAAGGCAGGUUCAGUGCUGCAGUCCAGCGGGGAGGAGCGGAGACGGGCUCCCCUGGACCAGCUGCCUCCGCCGGCCAACUCCAACAAGCCUCUGACACCCUUCAGCAUCGAGGAUAUCCUAAACAAACCCUCAGUGAAGAAGUCUGUGGCGAGUAUCUGUCCACCGAGAGUCCUGGAGAAAGUCACCGGCUCCAACGCUGCUCGUAACGGGAUCACCACUCCCUCCUCGCCGCUGUGCGCUCUGGAGGAGCUCGCCAGCAAAACCUUCAAGGGGCUGGAAGUCAGUGUCAUCCAGGCAGCAGAAGGUCGAGAGCAUGUCAACUCUUUCGGACAGAGACAGACGUCGAAGAAGAGGAGAAAGUCGAGGACAGCCUUCACCAACCACCAGAUCUACGAGCUGGAGAAGAGGUUCCUCUACCAGAAGUACCUCUCUCCGGCCGACCGAGACCAGAUCGCCCAGCAGCUGGGGCUCUCCAACGCACAGGUCAUCACCUGGUUCCAGAACCGCAGGGCCAAACUCAAGAGGGACCUGGAGGAGAUGAAAGCCGACGUGGAGUCGCUCAAGAAAAUCAACCCUCAGACCCUGCAGAAGCUGGUGAGCAUGGAGAGCAUCGAGGAGUCCCAGGGUGGAGGCCCCGAGGCCAGGUCGCCCAGUAUCUCCCCGACCUCCCAAGGACACCGGGCCUUCCCACAGUCCCCCUCCUCAUCCAGAGACCAAACCACGGAUGAGUUCUCGGAGGACGACGAGGAAAUCGAGGUGGAUGAUUGA